Molecule: messenger RNA, 516 nt
Organism: Trichoderma reesei QM6a
Lineage: Eukaryota; Fungi; Ascomycota; Sordariomycetes; Hypocreales; Hypocreaceae
Exons: 2
Coding region: 1-516 (171 amino acids)
Source: RefSeq, a predicted model, not a curated record
AUGCACUUCACAAAGCUUUACCUGGCAGUCUCGUUAGCUGCCUCAGCCCUCGCCCUGCCGACCAGCUUACCACACAAGAGGGCACUGCAGUUCCGCCAAUAUGCCGACUUCCAGAUCUCCGAUGGCAAGGCAGGGAAUGCUCUGAGUGAAGCCCAAGCAAAAUUCCCAAUUGAUACAAACAACUUGAAAGGCGUCUCCGAUGAUGAUUUGGCCAUCAUCAAAGCCGCCCGCGAGACAGCAGAGGCCGCGGAGACCGAUGCAUUCAACGACCAGAUCAAGGCUGCAAGCGGCGACGCUGCUACAGCAUUGCAAAAUGGCAAGAUCAAGAACAAGGUUCUGAAGCUGUUUCUCGAAGUGUCAGCCCUGCAGAUUGAGCAGGCUCAGGGGGCUGACAACCAGGACAAGAUCGAUGAGGAACAGAAGAAGCUGAACAACAAUAUCAGCCUGGACAAGAAGGCGUCUGGCGAAGCAAGCAAGGGCGUAAAGUUCACGGACGAUGUUGAGCCAGAUAAUUAG